AUGCAAUCAUUACACUAUAAUAGUGGCUCAAUUAAGCUAACACGAGAACGAGCAACAAUGGUUUCUCGUUGGGAAGCAAAUGAAGUUGCAAGAUGGAUUGGAGGUCUUGCUGGUAUUCAAGCUGAUACAAGUGAUUUAUUUCUUAAAAAUAAUAUUGAUGGUACAGCUUUAACUCUUCUUCUUCGUGAAGAUCUUAUUCGUAUGGGAAUAACAAAGCUUGAUCAACAACUUAUUUUAAUGCAAUCUAUUGAUCUUCUUCUUACACUUGUCAGUCGUUUAACUAGUGAAACACUUGCUUUACUUUUUAUGCAUAUUCAUUGUGCAGCAACAACAUGUUAUAAUUUAAUAAAACGACUUGAUGAUAAAGAAUUAACAAAUAAUAGUAAUGUAAUGAAUUCACCGGAAUUUUAUACAUCAAUUAGUAAUUUAUCGGAUGUAAUUGUUGUUACUUGUCAUUGGCUUGGAAGAUUACCAUUUAUUGAAAAUAUUGAAUAUAUUGAAUUACGUCGAAAAAUAAUCAAAGUUUUAGUUCAGAUACGUGUAUUACUUCGUAAUUUACGAGUUGCUGACCAAAUUAAUAUGCCAAAAUCGAAAUUAAUAUUAGAAAUUAAUGAUUUACGAACGACAGCUAUAACAUUAGUUCGUCAGAAUAAAGAUUCACUAUUUUCAUCAGAUUGUUAUUUAACACGAGUUCAUUUACGACGUCCAAUGAAAGAUGAUGUGAAUAUUGAAUAUACAACAAUGCCUGAUUUUACUCAUGUUAUAUCAAGUAUUGAAACAGAAGCUAUGAGUUUUAUGGGAUCAGGUUUCAGUGCAAUUAAUAUUGGAGAUGAAAUUAUAGAAAUUAACAAUCAAGUUGUUAUCGGUUGGGAUCCAAAACAUUUUGAUGAAUUACUGCGUACAUCACAAACAAAUGAAAUAUGUUUAUUAGUUAAAAAAAUGCCUCGACAUAAUGAUGAUGAAGUAUAUACAAAACGUCUUGUUGAUGGACCACAUAAUCCUCGACGUUCACGUGCUCGUGGUGCUUUAGAACGAAGAAAACAACAAACACAAGAAAAUCGAACUAUUUUACUAGAACAAGAAGGCAUUCGAGAAGAAGAACAGGUAGACAGACUAUUCAUGUUGUGCACGGAGAUUGAAAUUGAAAGUGAUGAUGAAACUCUAUAUCAAAAUAAACGUUCGUCACAAAUCAAACGUGAUCAACAUUCAUCAUUACCUGAUCUGACCGAAACACUUGCUAAUAGUAAUAAUACAUAUGAAAUCAGUGAAAAUUCUAAUCUUAGUAGUGAACCAUCAUCAUCCGUCUCAUCUGUAUCUACAAAUCCUUUAAUAUCACCAAUGUCUCCCAAUAAAUUAGAUUCAAAACAAAAGAAUACUGAACGACCGCAUUCUGCUAGUUCCAAUCAAUCAACACCAAAAAGUCAGAGGAAGAUGGGUAUUGAAUCAUAUAUUUCAACACUUUUUCGUUCUCGACAAGAUCCUAAAUCAGUUAUUGCUGAUAUGAAUGUUCAUACAAAUAAAGAUCAUCCACAAUUAGUAAAUAUUAAACGUAUUCAAUCAAUAUAUAAUCAAAAUUCAUCGAAUAAUUCUACAUCAUCAUUAUAUGAUGAUCAAAUAUCUUCAUCUCCACCAAUUACAUCCGGAGCAUCAAUAAAUAAAAGUGCUAGUCAAACAAGUUUACAAACAACAUCAUCAACACUUUCAUCAUUCUCAAAUAUAUUUAAACCAUCAGAUUCAUCAGAAAAAAGUCGUACAAAACGAUCUAAUGGUGAUAUUGGAAAAGUCAUGACAUUUCGAAAUGAAUUAAAAAUGGAAAUAUCUUCAAUUUUUGGUAAUAAUAAUAAUAAUAAUUCUAACGUUGUAAGCAAUAAACCACCAUUAAAUCAUAGUGAUAACCGAAAAAAUUUUGGUUCUGCAGAACGACGUCGUCCAAAACGGACAUCAUCACAUAAAAAAAUUUCAUGUAAAGAUUUGGGUAAAGGUGAUUGUGAAGGUUCUCUACAUCGUUAUUUACCGAAAGGUACAAUAUCAUUUGUACAAUGGAGACUUUAUUGGUGUGUUUUAAAAGGUGGCACUUUAUAUAUAUUUAAAUCAAAAGACGAUAAGACUCAAGAACUUGAGAUGAAACUUGAAGGAAAAAAUGUUUCACCAGCACCAGAAAGAAAAAAAUAUGCUUUUCGUAUUUCCGAUGAUAAUAAUAAAACUUGUGAAUAUUUUUAUUGUUCAACACGUGAUGAAAUGGCUAAAUGGAUGAAUAAAAUGGGUUUAGCAGCUAUUAAUUUUAAUAUUGAUGAUUCAAAAAUAGCUGGUUUUAAUAAAGGUUUUGUUGAUUCACGUGAAUGUUCACCAGCAACAACACCAAUUAUUCGUUCUCAUAAAUUAUCAAAUACUAAACAUCAUCGAAUAGCACAAAUAAGUUCAGUUGGUGAUAGUGAAAAUGAUUCCGAUAAAGAAUCUAUUGUAUCAUGGCAAAAAUCUAUAUCACAUAAUAGUAGUAUUUCAGAUAAUGAAUCAAUAAAAGAUAAAAAUUUACUUGAGAAUGAUAAACAAAUUGAUUUAUCAUCGGUCAAUCGUCAUACACGUUCAUCAUCAUCAACAUCAAUAUUAUCAUUACCGGAAACAAAUACUUCUCCAAUAAAAUCAACUACAAAUCAUUUUAUUAGUCACAAAAAUAGAAUAUCAUCAAUUAAAGGUCAUCAUCGAACAUCUAGCUCACCUAUACAAAUUUUACCAACAUAUGAAAAACUUAAUCAAGACAAUGUUUAUGUUCAUACAGCACCAAGACUAUCAGAUUCAGAUUCUUCAAAUGAACAUUUUCAUCACCGUACAUUUGUUAAUAGUAAAAUUUUAAAUGAUAAUCAAACACAAGAACCUGUUCGAUCUCUACAUGAUCAUCCAGCAUUAAUGCUUAAUUCAUCAGGUGGUUUUCCAACUCCAAUUACUACUUUAUCUUCAAUAUCCAGCGAUAAAACUCCGUCGUUGACUUCACCACCAAUUAUAUCAUCAUUACAACCACCAUCUGACAAUAAUGUUUUUCUUCCUGGUGAUGAAGAAUUCUCUUCAACAUCAUCACGAUCAACAAGCUUUUGUUUUGAUAGACCAAAUUCAUUAUCUGAAGAUGCAUCCUCACCUAUCUCUCAAAUGGAACAUUUUUCACCUUCAAUGAAUAAUUCACAACGACCAAUAUUAUAUUCUUCAUCAUCUUCAUCAUCAGCACUAUCAUCACAACAAUAUUCACCAGCUAUUGUACGCACAGCUCCAUUGUAUAUAUCGAUUUAUUCUACAACACCACCGAUACCUGUUGUUAAAGGUACAAUUUCAUCAUCAGCUCCUCCAACAAAUAAUGAUGAAUCAUUUUUUACACAUCGUUCACCAUCACCACAACAAACAUCAAUAUUAAGAAAAAGUGAACCAUUGAAUAAUACAAAUAAACAUAUUACAACUUCACCUAAUGUAAAUAUUCAACAACAAUCACCAACAUCAUCAGUUUUUAAAUUUAAUCGUUAUUUAGCAAAAUCAUAUGAAGAACAACAAAAACAAUAA
Rotaria sordida is the source of this 3543-nucleotide messenger RNA. NCBI's taxonomy places the organism in Eukaryota, Metazoa, Rotifera, Eurotatoria, Philodinida, Philodinidae. The record is from the annotation of a GenBank genome assembly.